AUGUUCACUUCGGCUUCGUCCGUGUCUUUCCGAUCGUCCACUCUCUCCUCUUCGUUACUCAAGAUGUACUCCUCCGCUAUCCGGGCCAGAAUGGCCACCUCCUUCGCUGCCCGUCGUGGCUUCUCCACCACUCGCACCCAGCUUGCCAGCCCCUACCACUACGCCGAGGGUCCUCGCACCAACAUCCCCUUCAACCCUCUCACCAAGCACUUCUUCUGGCGCUACUGGGCUUUCAUGAUUACCGGAUUCGGUACUCCCUUCGCCAUUGCUGUCUGGCAAACCUACAAGACCAAAUAAAUUGCCCUUCACACUGUAUUUUUCUUGCGAUAACAGUAUGGGCGACUAGGUGGUCGAAAACUUGGAUCAGGGUUGAAGCAGAGGCGGAGAUCAUGUAUAAAGCUAGAGAUUAUUAUCGAAAAUUGGUUCCGCCUGUUCCUGACCCCAUUGUAAUUGUGUAGAUGUUAAAAUGCGUAGCUUAAAAGGACGUUGAAAUAUGGAUGAAGUCAUUGGCUGAGCCGCUGUGGAAAACCAAAAAAUCUCUGGGUCGGCGCGAUUCAUAUAUCAGUCCUCACGAACACAACCACUUCCAAGCAACAAGACAGUUACUG
Molecule: messenger RNA, 608 nt
Organism: Penicillium crustosum
Lineage: Eukaryota; Fungi; Ascomycota; Eurotiomycetes; Eurotiales; Aspergillaceae
Product: cytochrome c oxidase VIIc family protein
Exons: 4
Coding region: 1-297 (98 amino acids)
Biological process (GO): mitochondrial electron transport, cytochrome c to oxygen
Source: RefSeq, a predicted model, not a curated record